Molecule: messenger RNA, 4153 nt
Organism: Seriola aureovittata
Lineage: Eukaryota; Metazoa; Chordata; Actinopteri; Carangiformes; Carangidae
Gene: s1pr1
Product: sphingosine-1-phosphate receptor 1
Exons: 2
Coding region: 225-1346 (373 amino acids)
Biological process (GO): angiogenesis; sphingosine-1-phosphate receptor signaling pathway
Cellular component (GO): membrane
Molecular function (GO): sphingosine-1-phosphate receptor activity
Source: RefSeq, a predicted model, not a curated record
GUGUGUGUGUGUGUGUGUGUGUGUGUGUGUGUGUGUGUGUGUGUGUGUGUCCGCUCCGUCCCGCUCCGGUGUCGGACUCUUUUCCUCCGGACUCCGCUCAAGGACCAUGUUCCCCUCCAGCAGCAGGACUCUGUCUGCUCCUCUUCAGGGUUACUACCUGACAUGAAGGACUGAAGUUUGAGGACGUAUCUCCCCCUGCUGGACUCCUGCUGCAGCUGCAGGCCAUGGCUGAGCCCAGCUACUCCGACCUGAUCGCCAAACACUACAACUACACCGGCAAGUUCCGCAAGACGGAGCAGGACUCGGGUCUGAAGGCCGACUCGGUGGUCUUCAUCAUUGUGUGCUGCUUCAUCAUCCUGGAGAACAUCCUGGUCCUGACCACCAUCUGGAGGACCAAGAAGUUCCACAAGCCCAUGUACUACUUCAUCGGGAACCUGGCGCUGUCCGACCUGCUGGCCGGCGUCGUCUACACCGCCAACAUCCUGCUGUCGGGCGCCAACACCUACAAGCUGACGCCCACGCAGUGGUUCUUCAGGGAGGGCAGCAUGUUCGUGGCGCUGGCAGCAUCUGUCUUCAGCCUGCUGGCCAUCGCUAUUGAGCGCCACCUCACCAUGCUGAAGAUGAAACUGCACAACAACGGUAACACCUGCCGCGUCUUUCUGCUCAUCAGCACCGUGUGGAUGAUCGCGGCGGUGCUGGGCGGCCUGCCGGUGAUGGGCUGGAACUGCAUCCAGAGCAUGAUGCAGUGCUCCACUGUGUUGCCCCUCUACCACAAGACCUACAUCCUGUUCUGCACCACCGUCUUCAGCAUCAUCCUCAUGGCCAUCGUGGUGCUCUACGCUCGGAUCUACGCUCUGGUGCGCACUCGCAGCCGCAAACUUGUUUUCCGCAAGGUGUCCAACGGACGUGGUAAUGCCGGCGCCAACAGCAAGAGCUCAGAGAAGUCUCUGGCGCUGCUGAAGACCGUCAUCAUCGUCCUGAGCUGCUUCAUUGCCUGCUGGGCACCGCUCUUCAUCCUGCUGUUGCUGGACGUGGCCUGCGAGACGCUGAGCUGCCCCAUCCUCUACAAGGCCGAGUGGUUCCUGGCACUCGCCGUCCUCAACUCUGCCAUGAACCCUCUCAUCUACACGCUGACCAGCAAUGAGAUGCGCCGUGCAUUCCUCAAGACGCUGCUCUGCUGCACCGCCUGCCUCCGGCCCAACGCAAAGUUCACCGGGCCCAUCGUGGGCGCUGAGUUCAGCCGCAGCAAGUCGGACAACUCCUCCCACCCCAACAAGGAGGAGGUGGAGUACUCGCCAAGGGAGACAACGGUGGCGUCCUCGGGGAACGUCACCUCGUCGUCCUAAAUGUUGCUCAACCGUUAACCAGUCGGAGGGAGAAGGAUGUACGGGGUGAGAUGGAGAGUUUGUUCUCAAACAGGUGUGAACAGCGCCAGGUGGCGUCAUCACGAACCGACCUGAACCGUCAGCGGAUCAGGACUCACAGCACUUGUGGAGAUUUUGAAAUUGGUUAAACUGGGACCAGUGGACCCUCAGAAAAGAGGAGGUGACACCUGUCACCUGUCAUCACACACAGAAACACACCUGAGGAUCAGCUGGUUUACAGAUACACUUCAGGUUCAGGUCUAUCUGGACUCACUAGGCUAACGUGGAUCAUGGUGGUCCAGGUUCAUCCAGGACCUGAUGCUUCAUAGAACGUUACUGAUCCUGGUAGAAGAAGAAUCAGACUUUGUACUGACCCUCUAAGAACAACUAGAACCUGUAGCUUAAACACCGCUGUCAAAUAUUUAAGAUGCAAAUUAAUUCAUGAAGUUUUUGUUUUGUUUCCUUCACUUCCUGUAAAAAAUCUUCACCUGUGGAAAUGUCAUGUGACUCAGAGCUCAGGUGCUUUUCAGUAACUGUUUGAUCUUCACAUCUUCACUCUUCUGAACAUCUGCAUCAGCUCCAACAUCUGGAUUAGACCAGUGUGAUGGGACCACCUUGUCUCUCUGGUGUAUUUAGAGAAAUCACAUGACUGAUUUAAUCUUUAUUGAUUCAAACUACUGCUACAAACAAAACCAAAUACUUUCUUCACUUUUCAUUCAUUCAUAAUGUUUAAGUGUUCACUGAAGUUCACCAGCUACCUGGACAGUCCUCCUCACGCUGUGUUCAAGACCACAGGAAACUCAGAAACUUCUGAGGAGGUUCUGAAAAACGCGCAUCACAUGAUCGACUCAGAAAAAAACAUGGCUGCCACAGUAACAUCUUCACACUUUGUCUUUACAAGGAACAUGAACAAGUUACUGCAGCUGCUUGUCUUGGUUCAGCAAGACAGGAAGUGUCUAAAGCAGUGGUUCCCAAUCUGUGAUCCAGGGCCCACUGGUGGGCCACAAAGGUAUUGCAAGUUGGCGGAAAAAAUCAUUUGCAGAACAGAGCAAUUUUGGUGAAAAGAUGUAAAUAAAACAAAUAUAUGUAUAAUUAAUGUUUUUAAAUGUUUUAAAACAAAAUGAUCUUUCAGAAACAUUUGCAUGAUUUGACUCCAUAUUGUUACGGAGCGGAUGUGGGCCCUGACUUUGAAAAGGUUGGGAACCAGUGAACGUACUUCUGUUUGUAGCCUUGUGUCGUCACUAAUAUAUAAAGAAUGUAACUGUAUCACAUACAAUAGUGAAUGAAAUGUUAUUGAUUAGUGAUUAGAGUUUGUAAUGUUACUCUUUCCAUCAGUGGUUGUUAUGAUGUCAGGUUUCUGACCUGUUCAUGUGUUCUGAUCAUUUUUUCUGAUUUAAUCUGUAAUUUCUGACUUUCAGACGUGUCAGGAAAACGCAGCAUCAGCUACAAACCUGAACAGGUGCAAGAGCUGUGAGGUCACAUGACCACAGAGGAAGCAUCAGUCAACACACAGUAAUAACAACUAAACUUUUCACAUCUGACAGGAAACUGUUGCUGAUGAUGUCAGACCUGAUACUGAUAAAACUGAUAAUCAAUCAAUCAAUAAUCUGAUGAGUGUGAGAAGCACCUGAACUCUGAACUCACCUGUUUUUGACGUCUUUGUAAAAAGUUUAACUGUGUUGUAGAAACUGUUGGUCAGAGUGUAUUUUCUACUUCCUGUCUGUUGUUGCCGUAGUGAUGUGUGUAGUCGACUUUGUUUAUAUCUGAAACAAGUUUGUCGUUUUCAGGUUUGUUCAGUCGUGUCUCAGAUCUACAGAAGCUCGUUUCUGCCAAAAAAUAAAUCAAAAAUUCUCAUUCAUAUUUCAGAAUUAUAACACCUUUCAAAUUAAAAGCCUCACUGAUUCUCAAAAAGUUUAUUUUCUGUCUCAUCUCUAAGUCCAUUCAAUACCUGUUCUGGAGAGUUCUACCAUAUCACAUGGACUUCAUCAGCACAUUUAAAGGUCAUGGAAGGACCUUUAAUAAAAGGAGGAGGAGUCUUUAAACAUCUGCAGUUUCAUGAUGACAGAGCAACCGAGGAAAAUCAUGUGGUACGAUUGAAAGCUCGAGAACAGCUGCUAAAUGGACCUUGUAGUGAGAUUGUUUGACUUAGCCAGUAAAAUACUACUGAGUGAUGAUAAUGAGUUCUGUCGCUGAAGGAACCUCGUCGUGCUCAGAAUCUCAUAGAGAAAUUUCAUGUUUUAAGAAUCCGAUCAUUUUUAUCGUCUCAAUUGAUUUUGGCAGGAAUGAGCUUCUGUACAGAUAAAACACUGUUACCAUGGAGACCACUCCCCUUAAAGUUUCAUCCUCUAUCAGGAGCUGAUCAAUUAAUCCAUUAAUGAUCUGUGUUUGUGAUCAGAGUGUGAGCUGUGUAUGUUAACUCCUGGAUGUUGGUUCGUUAGCACUUAAUAAAGACAGAGAUAGAAACACAGUUUGUGUCUGACAACAAUGACACUAAUAUUAAAGAUGAGAGUGAGGACAGGAAAUAUUUGAGUGUUUUAACAAGUUGAGUUCAGGAGCAGUUGGAAAGUUGAACUCCAGUAACAGCUGGAAAUGAAGAUGGAUGUGGCAGCUGAAAGUCAAAAUUCAUCUGCUGCACAAAGCAGUUCAGUUCUUGACUAUCUUAAGCCAGACUGUGCGAUAAUGAAUUCAGGGUAAAUUAAAAUAAAACUAGAAUCACCCUCAUCCUCCACUCAGACUAGUUUCAGGUCACAUCCUGUUUAUCCAGAGUCAUAUUAAAUAUAAAAUCUGAA